Molecule: messenger RNA, 504 nt
Organism: Sparassis crispa
Lineage: Eukaryota; Fungi; Basidiomycota; Agaricomycetes; Polyporales; Sparassidaceae
Exons: 3
Coding region: 1-504 (167 amino acids)
Biological process (GO): endoplasmic reticulum to Golgi vesicle-mediated transport
Cellular component (GO): cytoplasm; TRAPP complex; nucleus
Source: RefSeq, a predicted model, not a curated record
AUGUCGCCACAACUUCGUCUCAAUGCCGUAGCUUUCGUAUCUGCUCAAAACCACCCAAUUCUCAUACGCACCUUCUCGCAACCCCGGCAAGAUGAGCUGAAAUACCACUACAUAGCACAUACCAGUCUCGAUGUCAUCGAAGAACGCAUCAAUGCUGCCGUUGCUGCGAAGUCCACCGAGUGCUAUCUCGGCCUACUCUACACCAUGGAAGAUGUCGCUGUGUACGGCUACUUGACGCCUCUGAAGGUCAAGAUCAUCAUCGCCGUCGCCCUGUCCGAUUCCGUCGUGCGAGAUGCGGAUGUCAUCAUGAUCUCCAAAGCAUUACACACGGCGUACCGCCAAUCUGUCGCUAACCCAUUCCUGAGGCUGAAUGCCCCGGUGGAUGGGACGAUUGACCACGCCGCGCUCCUUCUUGUGGGCAGCCCCAAAUGGAGAGGGUUUCGGCGCCGAGUAGACGACAUCGGGAGAGCUGUGGGUGCUAUCGGGCCUGCCGUUGCCUCUUGA